Messenger RNA from Solea senegalensis (Senegalese sole), 1481 nucleotides. Its product is annotated as annexin A3-like. The record is from RefSeq and is a predicted model, not a curated record. NCBI's taxonomy places the organism in Eukaryota, Metazoa, Chordata, Actinopteri, Pleuronectiformes, Soleidae. Gene Ontology annotation, molecular function: phospholipase inhibitor activity; calcium-dependent phospholipid binding; calcium ion binding. The transcript is spliced from 14 exons. Gene Ontology annotation, cellular component: cytoplasm. The coding region runs from base 133 to 1149 and encodes 338 amino acids.
CCAUGAAUCUACUCCCCGCUAUGGGCGUUUCCUGUCUAACUUUUCCUGAAAGGUGUGGCGAUUUUUCUCAAACUGAAAAUCCUGCUUUGACAUUGAUCCUGUCGUUUAGGACUUUCCUCUACAAACUCAACAAUGUCUGCGUGGGGUGACUUGGACCUGCUUUUAGACUCCCCCUCCUCUCUGACUGUGACAUCCAAUACAAGAGGAACUGUGAAGGAAAAGCCAAACUUCAAAGCUGAAGAGGAUGUGUCCGCACUGAGAAAAGCCAUCGAGGGUCUGGGAACAACAGAAAAAACAAUCAUUGAAGUGUUGACCAAAAGAAGCAAUGCUCAGCGCCAGCUUAUUGCUAAGGCCUAUGAGAAAAGCACAGGAAGGAAAUUAGCAGAUGACCUGGAGGGUGAGACCCAUGGAGAUUUUGAGGACUUGUUAGUAGCCUUGGUUACACCUCCUGGUGUGUAUGACUCCCGUGAAGUCAUCAAAGCCAUUAAGGGUGCAGGCACCACAGAAUGCACGCUGACAGAAAUAUUUUCCUCAAGAUCCAACAGACAGAUAAAAGCCCUGUCUGAAGCAUACCAGGCAGAAACUGGAAAAUCUUUGAUUGAUGAUCUGAAGUCAGAGGUGUCUGGAGAUUAUGGCAAAGCACUGUUCAUCUUGGCUGAGGGGAAGAGAGAUGAGAGCACCAAUGUGGAUAAAGCCAAGGCUAAAGCUGAUGCUAAGGUGUUGUAUGAAGCAGGAGAGAAGAAGUGGGGAACCGAUGAGGCCAAGUUCAUCGACGUCCUGUGCCACAGGAGUGUCCCCCAGCUGCGACAGACUCUCAUAGAGUACAAGAACAUCAGCAAAAAGACUCUGCAGGAAAGCAUCGAGGGCGAAAUGUCUGGAGACCUGCAGGAGCUACUAGUGGCUAUUGUUAAAUGUGUGAAGAACGUCCCCGCGUACCUCGCCGAGAGGCUUUUCAAGAGCAUGAAGGGCGCCGGGACCACAGAGUCCGUUUUGACCAGGAUUAUCGUCAGUCGCUCCGAGAUUGAUUUGAUGGACAUCAGAGCCGAGUACAAGAAGCUGUUUGGAUAUUCCCUCUACUCCCAGUUAGAGUCUGAAGUUUCGGGCGAUUACGGCAACGCCCUCAAGACUCUCUGCGGCCAAGAUGACUAAACUUGUCUUCUGAUGAGAAACACAUGGUUUGAAGUGAAGUUUUACUCCUAAGGAGAGUAGGAAAAACUCCCCAUCUAAUGACCGGUCGCUAACCUUUUCAUUCAUCUGAUACAUUGCCUGAACUUUUGAUAAUUGAAUUGUUUUUAAUAUGGAACCAGGCAUUUGUUUCCACUUAAAAGUGGAUGAUUAAAACAAAAACACUUAAGGAGUCUUAACAUCCUUGUUAUAUGAAGAUAAUACUAAUGUCUAAAUGUUGUAACCACAGGUUUCUUAUGCAUUUCAUCGUUUACAGUACCACAAAUUGUCAGAAUAAACGUCAAUGUGCACACAAA